Messenger RNA from Acomys russatus (golden spiny mouse), 639 nucleotides. Its product is annotated as claudin-34-like. The transcript has a single exon. Bases 1 to 639 code for a protein of 212 amino acids. Lineage: Eukaryota; Metazoa; Chordata; Mammalia; Rodentia; Muridae. Gene Ontology annotation, biological process: cell adhesion; bicellular tight junction assembly. The record is from RefSeq and is a predicted model, not a curated record. Gene Ontology annotation, molecular function: structural molecule activity. Gene Ontology annotation, cellular component: plasma membrane; bicellular tight junction.
AUGUUCUUGUUCAACAAAAGUGCCAACUGCCAAGUCGGAGGUUUUGCUUUGGCAUCCAUAGCAUGUAUUCUCUGCAGCAUCUCCGCAGACCUCCCACAGUGGCGAGUCUGGUACUUAAAUGAAACUGUGUUCUCCGAGCGUUCUGUAGCCUUUGUAGGAAUGUGGAGAGUCUGCCUUUACAAUCAAAGCAGCAAGCCCGACAAUGCCAGAGGAUGCCACGAAUACAGCUACCAUGACAACUCUGUCCCUUUAGAUAUUCACAUCAUUCAACACUUGUUACUGAUUGCCAACAUUCUUGGGUUGAUUGGGACAGUUGCUACCAUUAUUGCUCUUCAGAACGUGUACACUGGGAAAGAACAGAAGAAUGUCACGUACAAUCCAUUCAUCACUUCAGCUGUUCUUAACAUCGUAGCCAGUAGCCUUGUCCUCCUUGCUGUAUUAUGCAAUUACCUUUCUGUCAUCCAGGAAGCGGGAAUUGCCUUCCCACCAUCUUUCCAAAUGCCUUUAUAUCCACCUCAUCAGAGAAUUGGAAUUGCUAAUGUAGUGGCAAGUCUAGCUGCCCUCCUGUUUUUAGGCAGCGGCAUUAUUUUCGUUUCUUACACUAACCCUGUGGAAAAUGAAAUAUUUCCUGGAGUUUGA